AAGAGCAAAAAUUUUGUUCUCAUUCCUAUAGAGCGAAAAGAGCUCCUGCGCGAAACUGAAAAACUCCAUUGUCGUUACCGGCAAAGAUGACCGCUGUACAAUUGCCGAAGCAAAAGGUACACAUGCUGGAAGGGCACGUCGGAGCAGUAUUAGCGGCGAGGUUCAACAGCAAUGGUGAGUACAUCCUGAGCUGCGGCAAGGACCGUACCAUCCGGCUAUGGAAUCCUCACCGUGGAAUUCACAUCAAAACCUACAAAGCUCACGGCCGUGAAGUCCGCGAUGUCCAUGUCACCCAGGAUAAUUCAAAACUUUGUUCAUGUGGUGGCGAUCGACAAGUAUUUUAUUGGGAUGUAUCAACAGGUCGUGUAAUUCGCAAGUUUCGUGGCCAUGACAGUGAGGUGAAUGCUGUGAAGUUUAAUGAGUAUGCUUCUGUUGUAGUAUCAGCAGGAUAUGAUAAAUCAUUGCGUGUUUGGGAUUGCAGAUCUCAUAGCACUGAGCCAAUCCAGAUCAUUGAUACCUUUCUAGAUAGUGUCAUGUCUAUUUGUCUCACAAAAACUGAGAUAAUUGCUGGAAGUGUUGACGGAACUGUUCGAACAUUUGACAUCAGAGUUGGGAGAGAGAUAUCUGAUAAUUUUGGGCAGCCUGUCAACUGUAUCUCUCUUUCAAAUGAUGGCAACUGUAUAUUAGCAAGUUGCUUAGAUUCAACCCUUCGACUUCUGGAUAGGUCUAGUGGCGAACUAUUGCAAGAAUAUAAGGGCCAUAUUUGCAAGUCUUUUAAAACAGAUUGCUGCCUUACAAACAGUGAUGCACAUGUAGCUGGCGGCUCGGAAGAUGGCUAUAUUUACUUCUGGGAUCUGGUCGACGCGUCAGUUGUGUCCAGCUUCCGAGCUCAUGAUUUAGUGGUAACUAGCGUAAGUUAUCACCCGAAAGAAAGCUGCAUGAUAACUUCUUCUGUAGAUAGCACAGUCCGAGUUUGGAAAGCAUGAGAUAUGGAACCAGAUCUUUUUCUGAUAAACCGUACAUGAAGAAAGUUGUGUACUCGAAUCAAACCAACAGUCAAUGUGAGAAUACCACUCACAUAGUCUGUCAUGAGAAUCAUGGCAAAGCUAAUACCUCAAUGCAAUCUCAAAGGUGCCAAUCUGGACUUUGAACUUACAUGUUGGUGAGCUUGAUUCUUUCUAUUUCUAGCUUGUAAUUACUAUUUAUGUGGUUCUGAUGUGAUGCUUUGUGAUAUGGUUUUGUUUGUGAUGUAGAACUUAUUGCAGAAUUUUUUUGAACCUCUCAUUUCAACCCUUCUCUUCCCCGACAUGUGAUCGGGGGAGGGUGGUGGUUUGGAUUGGAUGAUGUAGCUUUUUUAUGAUUAUGUAAACAUACAAAGUAGCUCUCUAACCAAUGACAAAUAUAAAGGGGAAAAAAAUGAUUUUGACUACCUAAAUAUUUCAUGCUAUUGCCUAUUA
Nicotiana attenuata is the source of this 1457-nucleotide messenger RNA. Its product is annotated as WD repeat domain-containing protein 83. Gene Ontology annotation, biological process: mRNA splicing, via spliceosome. Gene Ontology annotation, molecular function: protein binding. The record is from RefSeq and is a predicted model, not a curated record. The transcript has 8 exons. Gene Ontology annotation, cellular component: catalytic step 2 spliceosome. Bases 87 to 986 code for a protein of 299 amino acids. Lineage: Eukaryota; Viridiplantae; Streptophyta; Magnoliopsida; Solanales; Solanaceae.